Ceraceosorus guamensis is the source of this 1920-nucleotide messenger RNA. RefSeq lists its product as hypothetical. Lineage: Eukaryota; Fungi; Basidiomycota; Exobasidiomycetes; Ceraceosorales; Ceraceosoraceae. The record is from RefSeq and is a predicted model, not a curated record. The transcript is spliced from 2 exons. Bases 213 to 1862 code for a protein of 549 amino acids.
AGCAUCUCCACUCGAUCGCGCCGAAUGUGCUGCCGUAGCGGCUGAGACAGGAGGUGAGACGGCGGGCCUCUCGCUCUCUAAUUGAUGCAACGCCCACGCGCAUCCAUGCAGAGGAGUCAAGUUGCGAGGGAACUCUUCACUCGGCAACUCUCGACCCUUGAAGUUCCGCAUUACGUCCACCUCCAUCCACACCGCUCCUUCUUCUGUCCAGCAUGAAGCUCGAAACGUCGCCUCAAGGCCUCGCGCGGAAGGCCGUCGAUGGCCAUGCACCGCAUCCAGAGCUCAACUCCAAUUGCCGCCGUGCACGUCGGCUUCCUUCAGACAGGUUCCAGACCUACCCAAUGGACAUUCACGCUUGCCUUGCGAAGCAUCUGGAUGCCGAGAGUUUGCUGGCCAUCAGCCUGACCUGCCGUGCUCUGGCCACACUAUACGCCUUGCCGCUAUCUCGAUGCCUCGCUCUGAACUCGGGAGACGAGUUGCUCAACUUUGUUCAGCAUCAUCAGCGCAAGAGAGAUCAGCUGUACGCUGGCGGGAAUUCUCUUGAUUAUCGUCAAGAUGUAGUCAAAUGGACAAGUCCGGUGUACGAUCUGAAGCUCGACGAUCCAGGUACGCUCUUGAACUCGCGGAGGAUCAUGGAGCUCCAUCAGCUCAUACGCGAGAGAGAGCGCGCCCCGGACUUUCCGGCCGAGGAAACAUCGUCUGGUCUACUGGGCGCAGUGCUGGAUCUGUGCCCAAAAUUGAAGUCCAUUCGCACCUAUCACACCACCUUGCCUCUCACUACUUCCUUAGCGUACGCGCUCCUGAGAACGACUCCUAACCUCACCACCCUGAUCUACAGGUCUAAAUGGUGCGACCCGAAUGCUCUCGCUCUGCUAUUGUCCCGUUCACAAAUCAAGACCCUUGAUGUCUCAAGUGCUCGGUUCUGCGCCUGCAAAGGCGACGAAGUCAGGCAUCUCGACGCCGAAGCCCUGGGGUGCUGGAUCGUCGACUCGAGGUCGUUGCAGCGCUUGGUCCUGACAUCGAGCUACGUGACAGGCUGGAAUCACGGAGCGCUGUGGCGCCACAUGGCUACGCUGAACUACGGGAAUGGUUCAUCGGGGGAUCGGAGAGCUCUUCCGCCCGUAUUGAAGAGUCUAGAGCUUCGCAGAACGCAAGUCAACGCCAGCGCUUUCGGUGCCUUUCUGUCAAGUCCCAACGCUGGAGCUUUGACCCACCUCUUUCUGGGUGGAGUCGCGCGUCUGAGCUCAAAGUCGAUGGAGGAGAGUCUCACUCCACGGUCAGGCGAGGCGCCUUGCGCUUUCGUCGCGUCAUGCGAGCUAUUGGACCUCGAGAUCGACGGCCGACUUAUGAGCUCAGAGCUACUCAAGCUUCUCGGAAAGCGGAUCGGCUACUUGCGCGUCUUCGAGCCCAACUCCGUUCAAUGCAUGGCUCUGACAAAUGUGCUAGCCGAUGGCUUUCUGCCUAAGCUACACCGACUGGUCAUCUGUCCCAGAAGCCAACACGACGACGAAUCUCUUCGAACAAAGGCGACAAGAGGCACUACUCCCCAUCAGCCCGUAAGCGCGAGGCACGCAGCGACGAUUGCCCUGACCGCCAUGUCUCUGGGCGUGAGGGACACCACGGUAGGCGAUGACUUCUGGUGGGGCAUCGAGGAGCGAAAGAAUAACAUGGCAGCCUAUCGGAGAAUGGAAGCGGAGGACCAGCGCAAGCAGGCAGCAGAGAGCGCCCGAAAGGCGCUGCAGCGAGCUCGAGAUGCAGAUGGCUGGGAAGCCGAUGAGGAGGUCAUGGUCUUUGGCAGCCUGCCUUGUGGAGCCGCGCGGCAGCAGUGGGGCGAGGGCGGCCUUGAUCAUUGGAGAGACUAGCUACUGUGCUCCGCGGCCACUACUUUGCUUCGAGUUCCGGCCAGCCCAGCACAUCAGU